Lodderomyces jiufengensis is the source of this 669-nucleotide messenger RNA. RefSeq lists its product as uncharacterized. Lineage: Eukaryota; Fungi; Ascomycota; Pichiomycetes; Serinales; Debaryomycetaceae. Gene Ontology annotation, cellular component: nucleus; Shu complex. Gene Ontology annotation, biological process: recombinational repair. The record is from RefSeq and is a predicted model, not a curated record. The transcript has a single exon. The coding region runs from base 1 to 669 and encodes 222 amino acids.
AUGAAAAUAACUAAUUUAAUUGAUCAUAUACAAUCAGAUAAUAAUGAGAUAGAACUAGAAAUAAGUGAUGGUAAGUCUUUGACAAUAAAACCAUUGCAGUCAUGUUUCAUAUUAGUUGAGAAUCGGUCUAAUUUACAAUCAUUUUUGAAAAGAAAUAAAAACGUAUUUGAUCAAAAUUCAUUAAAUAUUACAACUCAAAAAUUAAAAUCAACGGCAACAAAAUUAUCAGUUAAGUCAAUAGGAGAUUUACUCAAUCAACUACGUGAUAUCUCAAAUGGUGUCCAUGGUAUUCUAGAUUUUCCUCAGCAAUUGAAACUAAUAAAGAUCAAUAAUUUAUCAGAUUUUUAUUGGGAUCUACAAAUAUUGAAUCAAAGAAAUUUCUCAAAUUUUGAUUUAGAUAAAUUUUAUUCAAGCAAUGAAAUAUACAAAGAGCUUGGAAUUUUGACGAAGAAAAUUUAUGAGAAAUAUAAUUGCGCUAUAUUAGUUUGCAGCUAUGAUGUUUCAUUUGAAAAUGGUUUGAAUUCAGAUAAACCGUACUACUAUAAAUCUGAAAUUCAAAGAUACUCAAAAUUACCUACUACAUUUUUGGAGCUGUUUAGUCAUUUCCUACAUUUCUCAACUUCAAUAGAAGAGUUUAAAAGAGAUGAGAAUAAAUGGAAUUUAGUGUGA